Phodopus roborovskii (desert hamster) is the source of this 1147-nucleotide messenger RNA. RefSeq names its product interleukin 2 receptor subunit alpha (gene Il2ra). Bases 24 to 827 code for a protein of 267 amino acids. Lineage: Eukaryota; Metazoa; Chordata; Mammalia; Rodentia; Cricetidae. The transcript has 8 exons. Gene Ontology annotation, molecular function: interleukin-2 receptor activity; interleukin-2 binding. Gene Ontology annotation, biological process: inflammatory response. The record is from RefSeq and is a predicted model, not a curated record.
UCCUGAUUCCACAUGCCAGGAAGAUGGAGACACAUUUGCUGAUACUGGGAUUACUCUCAUUCAUCAUGGUACCCAGUUGUCUGACAGAGAUGUGUAUGGACAGCCCACCAAAAGUUGCCUAUGCCACAUUUAAAGCCUCUGCCUAUAAGAAUGGCACCAUCCUAAACUGUGAAUGCAAGAGAGGUUUCCGAAGAACAAAGGAGUUGGUCUAUAUGGUUUGUUUAGAAAACUCCUGGAGCAGAAGCUGUCAGUGCACAAGCAACUCCAACAGCAACACAAGAAAGCAAGUUACACCUAAACCCGAAGACCAGAAAGAGUGGCAAACCACAGAAAUGCAGAAAUCAACUCAGUCUGUGCACCAAGGGAACCUUCCAGGUCACUGCAGGGAGCCCCCUCCAUGGGAACAUGAAGAUACCAAGAGAAUCUAUCAUUUCAUGGUAGGACAGGUACUUCACUAUGAGUGCAUUCAAGGAUACAAGGCCCUACAGAGAGGUCCUGCCAUGAGCAUCUGCAAAAUGAUCUGUGGGAAGACAGUGUGGACUCAGCCCCAGCUCACAUGUGUAGAUGAAAGAGAACACCAUCAGUUUCCAGCCAGUGAAGAACCUCAAGGAAGCAGCGACCCUUUUCCUGAGAGUGAGACUUCCUGUCCCAUCACCACAACAGACUUCCAGCUCCCCACAGAAGCAGCUACUACUAUGGAGACAUUCAUACUUACAGUGGAGUAUCAGAUAGCAGUGGCCAGCUGUGUCUUCCUGUUCAUCAGCAUCCUUCUUCUGAGUGGGCUCACCUGGCAACAUAGAUGGAAGAAGAGUAGAAGAACCAUCUAGAAAACUCAGAGCAGUUGGAGGCCAAGAGAAGCAGAUGGGAAUCAUGAAGCUCAAGGAAAUCCAAGAAGUUAAACACUUCUCUAGAGGUGUCUCCUGCUGAUCCCUUGGGUUCUAGAAAGUUCUGAAGUCACAGGACAUAACAGAACAUCAGAAAACUUGGACUCCAUCACUAAACUGGACUUUGCCAUUGGAGAGUGGGAUCUAACCAUUUUAAUGUCUUUAAUGGGAGAGAGGGCCCAACAGCACUCUGUAUGCUCUGCUCUCAUGUACAUAUGUUGAUGAAAGCUAGUGUGGCGUGGACACUGUUCAUGUCAUAUAUA